GUUAUUCGUCUGUCUAGUUGGCGAGGCCCUGACAUUAGAAAGUUUGUUGGACCAGGUUCAUUGUCUCAAGCGAUUGAAGUCGUAGAAAAGUUUGAAAACCAGAUAAACAAUGCACCCGAACAGCUGCAACAUAAAGACAUUUACGACCCGGCCGUUCACAUGACAUACAUCUUCAGUCCCUGGAACACCGAAACACCAGCUUUCAGGUUGAACCAGGCUGUGGCAGAGUUUCAGCUGGAACAGUUACAGGCUCAAGUAAGAGAGGUGUCAUCUGUGAUGGAUCUGAUUGACAUUUAUAUCAAGCAUGACAGAACUGUAUCUUCUGAUAACAGUGAUAAGAAGAAAGAAUUACUGGAAUACAAAGAAAGUUUAAAAAUGAUAAAAGAACGAUUGGUGACGGCUCAAAACACGUACGUGAUGUUAUCACCAGAUGAGCGCGAAAACCUAAGAAGUAUUUACGGUCAUCAGAGGGCACCACAUUACUUUAAGAGAAAGCUGAAGAAGCUCCACGAUCCUCCUGAGAGUUUCUGCGUCGCUUGUUUCACGAAAGACGUCUGGCAAUUCUAAACCAUCAAGUAACUGUUUGGAGCUUAACUUCUUAUAUAUACAUAUUGAGGAUAUGAUAACUGUAGAGCACUUCUUUACAUGUAUAAUAUUAGACUGUUCAAUAAAAAAUGAAUAAAAAAGACGUCUGGCAAUUCUAAACCAUAAAGUAACUGUUUGGAGCUUAACUUCUUAUAUAUACAUAUUGAGGAUAUGAUAACUGUGGACCACUUCUUUACAUGUAUAAUAUUAGACUGUUCAAUAAAAAAUGAAUAAAAAA
This is a messenger RNA of Limulus polyphemus (Atlantic horseshoe crab), 823 nucleotides long. RefSeq lists its product as uncharacterized. NCBI's taxonomy places the organism in Eukaryota, Metazoa, Arthropoda, Merostomata, Xiphosura, Limulidae. The annotation marks the transcript as partial. The transcript is spliced from 3 exons. The record is from RefSeq and is a predicted model, not a curated record.